Messenger RNA from Oncorhynchus keta (chum salmon), 2842 nucleotides. RefSeq names its product alpha-synuclein-like. The transcript is spliced from 6 exons. NCBI's taxonomy places the organism in Eukaryota, Metazoa, Chordata, Actinopteri, Salmoniformes, Salmonidae. The coding region runs from base 399 to 737 and encodes 112 amino acids. The record is from RefSeq and is a predicted model, not a curated record. Gene Ontology annotation, molecular function: cuprous ion binding. Gene Ontology annotation, biological process: chemical synaptic transmission; synapse organization; synaptic vesicle endocytosis. Gene Ontology annotation, cellular component: axon terminus; cytoplasm; neuronal cell body.
GCAGCGUGACUUAAAUAUGCUGCAGCAUCCAGCAGGUUGUGUCUUUCUGUCUCUCGUUCUCUCCAUCGCACGCACGCCUGCUCUCUCUUUAUUUCUCUCUUCCUCUCUCCUCUCUCUGCUCGGUCGCUCGCUCCUCUUCUCUCUCAGUCUGCAUCCUGUAGCCCUGCUGUGCAGUCCUCUCUCCUUCUUUCGCUCUCUACAUCGCUCUCUCUGCAGCGCUAUUGGAGAAGAAGUCACUGACACACACAUACAAUCUCUUCCUCACACACAGUCUCUUCCUCACACACACACACACACACACACACACACACUUCGUCUCUCUCACACGCUCUGUGCGACCAGCCCAGCCAGCAGGCCCGUUUCGGAGCAGGGGAGCCCAGUAGAGACCUAAUCCCAGGAUGGAUGUACUGAUGAGAGGGUUCAGCAUGGCUAAGGAGGGGGUGGUGGCCGCAGCAGAGAAGACUAAGGCUGGGGUGGAGGGGGCAGCCGCCAAGACCAAGGAGGGGGUCAUGUAUGUAGGUUCAAAGACAAAGGAGGGAAUGGACGCAGGAGUAAACAAAGUUGCUAACCGCGACCAGGCAAACAUCGUCGGGGACCCCACUGCUGCCGGAGCUGACCUCUCGCAGGGUGGCAUGGAGAACACCGGACAGGCGGAGGAGCCUCAGCCUGUAUACGAGGCGGAAUAUGGAGGAAUGGAGCAGGGAGGAGAAGGAGAGGGCUCUCAGGGCGGCUACUAGUCAUUCCAGGGAUCUCUUCUCCCCAGCCUUCCGUUUGGUCGCUCGCUACCCUCACCCUGCUGUUCCAGACUUCCAGAUGUUCUACUUCUUUUUUUGUGACUUUAUGGAACCAAAACCGAUACAGACUCUUCCAGAUACCCCCUUUGCCCUCCCUAAUACCCUCUGUUGCUCCUAGCAGCCCCCUUCUGGCCCCCCUCUCCUGUAUAGCUCCCUGCCUUUGUGUCGUUGUCGUCAUGUUGUUCGCCCUAGUGUUAUGUUCUCCCUAUCGCCACCCAGUACUCUAUCAAGAGGCCUGCGCACACACACACACGCACACACACACACACACACACACACACACACACACACACACACACACACACACACACACACACACACACACACCAGUACUCGCCACCCAGUACUCUAUCAAGAGGCCUGCGCACACACACAAGAGGCCUGCGCACACACACACACACACACACACACACACACACACACACACACACACACACACACACACACACACACACACACACACACACACACACACACACACACACACACACACACACACACACACACACACACACACACACACACACGAGCUGUGAUGAUUAUUCAGGACUACGGAACCACAGAGAGAUGUAUCGUAGUUUGGAUGCUUGUGUGUGUGUCUCUGUUAGACGUGUCAGGUAGUAGGCCAGUUCAGGGGUGUUCUGUCCAUGAGAUGCUGCUGUAGGGACAUGUGCAAUGAAUUAGAGAGUGUGUGUGUGUGUGUGUGUUGAAGUGUGUUUGGAAACACAUGUAACAGGGUCAUAUUAAAACCAAUUAACUAGCCGGCUUAUAUUGUUGCACUUGUUAAGUCAAGGGGUCUUAGGCAUAGUUUACUGGUCUGUAACCUGAUUUGAUGUGUGCAUCGAUAUGAGAAGGAAGCGUAUGUGACCAGGUGUUGAAUGUACGUGCGAACAGGAGACAGCCACCUUACCUUAAGUCCAGGGCCAGCUCCUUCUUGACCUCUUGACCAGCCAGUCCAAGUGGAUUAUUACUUGUUCAUAUGGUGAAACAUAAAUAUGUACAAAAAGGAAACAAGAAAAAGGCAUCCCCAAAUAAAGAAGUUAACUAACACAAAGAAACAAACAAAAGGCCGGCAGAGAGGCUUCUGGCCUCCUCUCUUUCUCCCAGACAGCCAAUCACCCCAAUUGGCUGCACCUGAUGUUCUUUUCAAGGCUUAGCUCAGCACCUAGACCUGCCAGCUGCCACCUGGGGGUGUAGUGUGGGUGUAUCCUAGAUAGUGUGUUGCCAAACUGUGUGUUAACACCACACUACCCGGCAUAUCAAAACAAUAUGUCAGAAAGCAAUACACAUGUACUGUUAGUGUGUGUGAGAGGAAGAACGCCCCUGCCACCACUGGGAAUCACUUAACAGCAGAAGAUAUCAGUAUACACAAUACACUACAGUGGUUUUAGCCUGGGUUUAGUCUGGCUCUAGAUAUGGCCUGGGUCGACUGGCAGAGUUGGAAGGGAGAAAAGCAGAAAGUGAUUCAGAAUGAUGAUUACUUGUGAAAAUAUGUUGUUGCCAUAGUAAUAUCAAGCAAUAGUCAGACAGAUAGGUAGAAUAGACGAGCAUUACGCACAGGGAAUGCUGGGAAAUGUAUAUUCCAAAUCGAUUUUUGAUUCCCACAAAAAAUAGCAAAUUUUCUACUGUCAUUGGUCAACUGCUCCUGUUGUCAACCAUCUCAGCCACUCAGAGGCUUCCUCUGCCCUGUCACUCAGUGUGUCCCGCCCUUCCGUGUGUCAGCAAGUAACGUAAGAGACUAAAACAGAUCUGCCAGGUGCAGGUACAAAGUGUGUGUCUGUGUCUGUGUGUGUGUGUGUCUGUUACAUAUACAGCAGGUCAGUCCAGCAUCAGUGUCUGUAUUAUAGAGCAGGUAUGUGUGUAUUAUUACUUUGAGGUCAAUGGAAACUGAUUACUGCAUGUUGCCUUAUCCAGCACUCUUAUAUUCACACAUCACACACACACACACACACACACACACACACACACACACACACACACACACACACACACACACACACACACACACACACACACACACACACACACACACACACACACACACACAA